Molecule: messenger RNA, 390 nt
Organism: Synchytrium microbalum
Lineage: Eukaryota; Fungi; Chytridiomycota; Chytridiomycetes; Synchytriales; Synchytriaceae
Product: DNA-directed RNA polymerase
Exons: 6
Coding region: 1-390 (129 amino acids)
Biological process (GO): transcription by RNA polymerase II
Cellular component (GO): RNA polymerase II, core complex
Molecular function (GO): protein dimerization activity; DNA binding
Source: RefSeq, a predicted model, not a curated record
AUGAACAAUAACGCUCCUGACAGAUUCGAGUCCUUUAUCCUUCCUGAAGGCCAUCCAAAACUUAUAUUGACACCCGAUACAAAGAUACCGAAUUCGGCCACAAUCGUCAUAUACAAGGAGGACCACACGCUUGGAAACCUGUUGAAAUCGCAAUUACUGAAAAACAGCAAGGUCUUGUUUGCUGGAUACAAGAUACCACAUCCACUUGAAUAUGAUGUCGUGUUGAGGAUUCAGACUGUAUCAAACUACUCGCCUCAUGCGGCAUUGGAGCAAGCAAUCGUAUCCUUGCGCGAAGAAAUAAGGCUCCUUCAAACAGAAUUCCAGGAUCAAGUCACAAUCUACAAGGAUCAAUCGCGAGAUACGCAGCAGACGAAUAAUGGCGAAUACUAG